Molecule: messenger RNA, 2707 nt
Organism: Cyprinus carpio (common carp)
Lineage: Eukaryota; Metazoa; Chordata; Actinopteri; Cypriniformes; Cyprinidae
Exons: 6
Coding region: 134-958 (274 amino acids)
Source: RefSeq, a predicted model, not a curated record
CUCAGACUCAGGAAGCUCAACUGUGUGGGAAUUAUUAUACUUUCAGUUUUAUUUUUACAUAGGUCUCGUUAAAUCCGCAGUGGUUUACAAAGUUUAGACACACAGAAAGCAAGACUUAUGCAGAACUUUUACAAUGUUCAGAUUCUUCAAUCUGCUGCUGCUGUUUGCCCUUGUCUGUCAUAAAGGAAACACAGAUAUACCAGUGACGGGAAAAACUGGAGGCAAUGUCACCCUAACAUGUGAAUUUAAUGCCAAUACGAUUGUUCAAGUUGAGUUAUUCAGUGAUUCAAAAGACAUAAAUGUUUGUGAGACUGAAGAAUGUAGAGUAUUUAAAAAAGCAGCCUGUGAUGUCGUCAUCAAGAAUCUGAGCUUCAGUGACGCUGGGAAAUACACUUUGAGAGUCCAUUACAAGAAUGAUCAGACCAACGUGGCAAAGCAAAAGGACCGGAUAUACCAACUUCAUAUUCAUGACGAGAUUUCUGUGAAAACAGGCACGCCACUAAAAAUGCAUGUUCUGAUGUCCUUUGCUAAUAAAGUGGAGAAAAACUCCAGUGAAGGGUGGAAGGAGGUGUGGAAGAGAGGUCAUGGGGUCUGGAGUGAUAGAAUGAAUGUCAGUGAUGAAAACCUGAUCAUUAAAGUGUUUACGGAUAAUGAUGCAGGAACAUACAGAGUUCUGGACUCUGAAGGAGAAAUCCUGAUCACAGUGACAGUCACAGAAUCAGGUACACAAUCAUCGGGAAAACUGGACACAGAUAAAGACAAAACUGGUGACACUGAAGAACACAAUCACUGGUUUUUGCCAGUAGGAGUGUGUUCUGGACUUCUGUUGGUUCUGGCUGUGAUUGCUGUCAUCAUAUGGCGAUGUUGGCCCAGAGGUUACACGCCGGCUCCAGGACAGGAAUCCAGAGCACCCAGAGGUAUUGGGGAACCUCUAACGAUCUUAACUGAAUGUGAUUAAACUGCACAGGAGCCCUGAACACCUGGUGACACCACUGUUAUUGGAAUUUGCCUUCAACACUAACAAGAUUCUGUCAUCCUAUACUGGCAGCUAAAGGUGUGCCAUAAUAUCACUGUAAUUGAUGAGCAAACUGACUGAGUAUGUCACUUCAUAAAAGCAAAAGCAAACCUUUACUGCAACAAAUAAAUAGUUGAGAAAAAAAUGUAAAAAAAUAAACAAGGUAACUUAUUGCAGUAAGCGUUUGGAGUUGUCUCAGAUAGUUUUUUUUUAAAGUUCUUCUCAGUAAAGAUACUUUGUUUAGCCAACAUAAAUUUACUUGUUCAUGCAAGUCCUAUUUUGCUAAUAGAAAUAUUCUUGUCACAACUGAAGCAAAAAUUACUGUUGUUGAGGUAAUUAAUUUUUUUCCUGGAUUAUUAUUAUUUAUUUUAUUUUUUUUGUAAAAAGCCACCAUUUUUAGAUCUAUUUAUGAAUGACAAACAUGGACUUAUUCCUUUAUCAGUUUAUUUUAGCAUUAAGGACAUAAGGAAAUUCUAAUGAUUGUAUUGAGAACAUAGUGAAAUAUUAGAGAAACCUUAACAGACAACGCAGUCUUAUUUGUAGACAGCAUUAUCUUUGUAAAGCAUCCUACAAAACUAAGAUGUCCAGGAAAUAGAUUUAAGUAGGUGAACAUACUCUAAGCCUCAGUACUUGACACAAAAAACCUUGAGAACGAGAGAUGAGCUUUUUACAUCACACAACACAACAAAUAACAAACAGUAAUGACAAAACAACAAUGAAAACGUUUAAAAAGUCAGCAAACAAAAAACCAAUAAUCCUAUAACAGUAACUGCAUACUUUAUUCAUGCUGCAAUGCAUGCUGGGAACUCACAAAGUCUUAACAUUUCAGCAAUAUGAAACUGGUGUUUGAGUUGAGACAACAUUUGGGGUAAUUCUGACAAAGGUUUUUAUGAAGUUUCAAGAAAACUGUGUUUCCUCUUAUUGAAGACUCAAAUGGACAGGUUUCGUAAACUGGAAACUAUGCAGUUGCCUUUUUUUACAGAGUCUAUAAACUCACUGUGUGAUUAAAGUAAGUCUAUUAGAAGGCAGUUCAUAGGAUAAAGAUGACCAACUUCAUGUUGAUUUGCACUGACUGUUCCCUCUAAUGAUAUGAUAAUAUGAUUUUACUGUAAUUGGUCAUGUAUGUUUUGCACAGUGUGUGUCAACACAAGGCAGAGGACAGACAAAGUUGAGCCUGCGAGAGAGUUUUUUUCUUUCUUGCUGCUGUUACCUUCUGCUUACUAUGGGAUUUUAAGGUACUAUUAUUUGUAAAGCUGCAUUAUAUAUACUUACAAUAUAUACUGAGAAAAAAAGGCAAAUCCACUUUUAAUACAGUAAUAUUUCUUUAUUUUCAAUUAUGUAUUUUGUAUGAAUUUGAUAAUUUUAUAGUUUUGUAAUGUGUGUUAUUUAACUUAAAAAUCUAGAAGCAGCACAACUUUUUUGUUCAUUAUAUACUGUACCAAAUUAAUUUAUAGUCCUUCACUGUUUCACAAUUUUGAUCAUCAAAUCUAUGCAAAUUAGAGCAGUCAUGUCUUGUGAAGUUUCAAUUUUUCUGUGCUCUUCUUUCCUUUCGGUUGUAUUUCACUCAUGUUUAUCAUUGAUUUGUUUUGUAUAUAAGAGGGAAAAUUAAGAUUGUCUAUACUGUAUGGUAUAUAUAUAUAUACUGUAUAUAUGUAUGUAUAUAUUAAUAAAAUGACCUUUUUUAUUAUUAUU